Messenger RNA from Chrysoperla carnea, 654 nucleotides. RefSeq lists its product as uncharacterized. The coding region runs from base 22 to 555 and encodes 177 amino acids. The record is from RefSeq and is a predicted model, not a curated record. The transcript is spliced from 2 exons. NCBI's taxonomy places the organism in Eukaryota, Metazoa, Arthropoda, Insecta, Neuroptera, Chrysopidae.
UGUAUUUGAAUAAAAAAUUUAAUGAUGAAGCUAACAAUUUGUAUACUUGUUUUGGUAUCCUGCAUUUAUGGACUAUCAGCAAAGAAUGAAAUACAAACUAUAACAAAUGGUUUAGAAAAAGCAAUUAAUAAUUUAAAAAAUGCUGGUAAUCAUUUUUCCAACACUGUAGCACAUAAAUCGCAUGGACUUGUUGGCAAAACUAAAGAUGCAGUUGAAAAGCUUGUACAUCAAUUUGAACAGCACGAAGCAAAUACGUUGAGCCAAAUCAAAAAUUUCAUUAAUUCACCUCAUACGAAAUGUGUAGAGGGGCAAUUAAAACCACUUGUACCUGUAGUUGAAGAAGUUGUUAAAGAAGUUCAAGCUGCAGCAAGCUUAGUUUCCAAAACUUCCCUAGGGGCUGCUAAAUGUAGUGCAGAAGGAACCUUUGCAGGUGCAUUUUGUUUUGCUAAAUUAGCUGCAGAAACUAUUGCAAAAUCUGUACCCAUGAUUAAGAAAGAUAAAGAUACUGUACAACGUCUUAUACCAUUGAUAAACAAAAUUAGGAACUGUAAAUGAGCAUUGUAUACGAUACAGUUGUUGGAAUUUACAAAUCAACAUUUUGAGCAAAUUUCAUAAAAUGACUGCUUUUAAAAUAUUCCAGAUAUAAAUAAAAAA